AUGGCGGCGUCCUCCUCUCAGGGGGGCGGCGGCGAGCUCAUCCUGGCGGCCCCUCACGGCCGGCCGAUCACCGCCUACGACGCGCUCACGGGCGACGUCGUGGCCGAGUUCCCGGCCGCCAACACGCCGCGGCACGGCCUCGCUGCCGCCACGGGUCCCGGCACGGCGUUCGUCGCGGCGUCCCACGUCUGCCCGGCCACGGGCGCCGGGUCGAUCCGCCUGCUCCAGUGGUGGUCCCCGGCGCCCGCGCGCGAGCUGCCGGUCCCCGAGCCCGUCGCGGCGCCCUACGGCUCCCACCUCCUGGCCGGCGGCGGGUCCGGAUGCGUGCACGCGCUCGCGCUCCCGUCCGGCGCCGUCGCUAGCUCGUUCCGCGCCCACGGUGCUGGCGCCGUCUCCUGCCUCGCCCUCAACGACGACGGCUCGCUCCUCGUGUCCGGCGGCGACGACGGCGGGGUGGCCGUGUUCCCGCUCAUCCGCGUCCUGGACGUCGACGACGCGAGCGGCGCUUCGCCCGCCGCCGACCCCGCUAUCUACCGCGUCGACGCGUACGUCGCGCCCGUGACCAGCGUCGUGUGCGGGCGCGGGGGGUGCAACGCCGUCGUCGCCUCGGCCUCCGCGGACGGCACGUGCAAGGUUUGGAGGCUGGCGGACGGCGCCCACCUCCGGACCCUCGCGCUCCCGUGCGCCGCGCUCUCCCUCGCGCUGGACCCCACGAGCUCCAGCCUCUACGCCGGCUGCUCAGACGGCCGCUUCCACGUCGUGUCCCUCAACUCCCCGGGCACGAACGCCUUGACGGCCACAACCUCGCACGCGAGCGACGACAGCGCCAGCGCCGCGGCGCUCGUCGCGGUGUCCCUGGCCAACGGGUGCAGGAACCUGGUGUCGUGCUCCGAGGACGGCGAGGUGAGGGUGUGGGACCUGACCCGCGGGCUGCUCCUCGCCAACGCCUUCUGGGCCAGCGGCGCGGUCGGCGGCGUGCUGGUGGUCAGGAGGGUGCCCGGCGAGCUGGCCAGGGGCGGCGGCGAGCGGUUCAGGCUCCGCGACGGCGUGGCGUGGACGAGGACCCGCGAGCUGGCGGAGAUGGGCCGGCUGCUGCGCGCGGAGGAGGAAACGGCGACGUCCGUGGAGCUGAUCGAGAUGAACGCCGGCGUCUACAGGAGGUGCCUCCGGCUGCUGCUCCGGGAGGUCACGACCGUGGCCAACGGCGGCCGCCGCGGUGGCGUCAAAGACGGCAAUGCCAGUGACUGA
This is a messenger RNA of Panicum hallii, 1248 nucleotides long. Its product is annotated as protein ROOT INITIATION DEFECTIVE 3-like. The record is from RefSeq and is a predicted model, not a curated record. Bases 1 to 1248 code for a protein of 415 amino acids. The transcript has a single exon. Gene Ontology annotation, biological process: rRNA processing; DNA-templated DNA replication. Gene Ontology annotation, molecular function: protein binding. NCBI's taxonomy places the organism in Eukaryota, Viridiplantae, Streptophyta, Magnoliopsida, Poales, Poaceae. Gene Ontology annotation, cellular component: nuclear pre-replicative complex.